CCUUGGGGGCGGGGUGGCGGCCGGCCGGGCAGGGCCGCGUCGCCGUGCGGUGUCCCGUGUCUCGUGUCCCGUGCCGCGGGGCGGGGCGGCGGGUGAGGCCUGGCAGGUUGCGCGGGUGAUGCGCGCCCCGCGGGGGAUACCGGGCCCGGCGCCGAGCCGCUGAGGCGCCGCGGGGCCGGAGCGGAGCGUAGCCACCAUGCCGUGCACCUGCGGCAAUUGGAGGCGGUGGAUCCGGCCGCUGGUGGUGCUGCUGUACAUCGUGGGGCUGCUGGUGGUCGUGCCUCUCUGCGUGUGGGAGCUGCAGAAGCUGGAGGUUGGAAUCCAUACCAAGGCAUGGUUUAUCGCAGGGAUAUUUCUAUUGAUGACUAUACCCAUCUCCCUCUGGGGAAUACUGCAACACUUAGUUCAUUACACUCAACCUGAAUUGCAGAAACCAAUUAUAAGGAUUCUGUGGAUGGUGCCGAUUUACAGUUUAGACAGUUGGAUAGCUUUGAAAUACCCCAACAUUGCAAUAUAUGUGGAUACAUGUCGAGAAUGCUAUGAAGCUUAUGUCAUCUAUAAUUUUAUGGUUUUUCUUUCAAAUUACCUAACCAACCGAUAUCCAAACCUCGUAUUAAUAAUAGAAAAGGAGCUUUAUUACAGCCAUCCAAAAGCUGCAAGCUUAGACACCUGUGGCUCCAACAUAACUACUCAGUCCCUCAAUUGA
Molecule: messenger RNA, 706 nt
Organism: Coturnix japonica (Japanese quail)
Lineage: Eukaryota; Metazoa; Chordata; Aves; Galliformes; Phasianidae
Source: RefSeq, a predicted model, not a curated record